ACCCUCAACAGAAACAAAUGCAACUCGUCAGUCUCUUUUCAGCGCCCACAGCCACCACCUUCCUGGAAACUGUCAAAGUGGAUGCUCCCGCCAACCAAAUAAUACCAACACGAUUAACUACACCUCUAUAACUACCCCCUCAUCAUUUUUCCAGUUCCUAACUCUAUAACUCUAAGAUGUCAAAUUUCCAAUUCCUUUUCAUCUUCUUUAUUAUUCUAUUAACAGACUUGCCAACCGAUGUUACGCCGCAGCAGCAGACUACUGAUGGCACCGUUUCAUGCCCGCUUGAUUUUAACGUUUUGCGUCCGCUUAUUACCGGGUCGGUCCCUUCCAACAUGGACCUUUCAUCCCAGUGUCAGUAUAUCCGACAAGGCCUCCGACUCGUUCAGUCUAAUUACCUUCGACUCAGUGGAAAUUUUAUGCCUCCACUCAACUCGUCCGACUCAUGCUGGCAAGCUUACCAAAACCUUACGAAAGAUUUUCUGCCGAAUUUUGAUAUCCGAUCACGUUGCGGUUAUGAAACGAGUUGGAUAUCUCAAGGGUGUAUGAACAUCACUACGAAAACGCAGUUCGAGGAGCUCAUUCCGAAGACUGUGUUAAAUGACGUCGUUUCAAGCUGUAACCAGUCGCUGAAAAACAGUGCUCCCUGUGCGUCUUGUACGACGAGCUUGUCCAGCUUGCCCGCUUUGUAUUUGACGGGAAAAUCAACUGGUAACCUAUCCGAUUGCGGGGCGUAUCCGUCGAUUUAUGCGGCAGCGGUUGCAAAUCAGUUUGGACCCACCAAUGAAGGUACUAGCGGCUGUCUGUUUGGGCUUGGUCCUAGUGGAUCCAAAAAGGGUGGCAAAAAUAAACAUGUUGUGAUUAUUGUUGUUCUGGUCGUGUGUGGUAUUGGGCUGCUGUUGAUCAUUACUGGGGUUUGGUUUUUAUGGCAUAAGCGUGUGAUCUUAAAAAGAAAAAUGAAGCAUAAAGACGCCAGUAAUAAUGUUGAAAUGGGAUUGCAGUCCAUUAGCGAGAGUACUCAUUUGGUUAGGUUCACAUUUGAAGAGAUUAAGAAAGCAACUAGGAAUUUCUCUAGGGACAAUAUAAUUGGGAAAGGAGGGUAUGGUAAUGUUUAUAAGGGGGUUUUGCCUGAUGGGUCUGAGGUUGCUUUCAAGAGGUUCAAGAAUUGUUCUGCCUCAGGAGACGCCAAUUUCACUCAUGAGGUAGAGGUUAUAGCCAGCGUUAGGCAUGUCAACCUUGUGGCUUUGAGAGGUUAUUGUAUUGCCUCAACUCCAUUAGAGGGUCACCAGAGAAUUAUUGUGUGUGAUUUGAUGAGGAAUGGAAGUUUAUAUGAUCAUUUGUUUGGUUCUGUGGAGAGUAAGCUCAGUUGGCCUAUUAGGCAGAAGAUUGCUCUAGGAACGGCUAGAGGAUUGGCUUAUUUGCAUUAUGGUGCACAACCAGCGAUCUUUCAUAGGGAUAUUAAAGCUAGUAAUAUACUCUUGGAUGAGAAAUUUGAGCCCAAGGUAGCAGAUUUUGGACUUGCAAAAUUUACGCCUGAAGGGAUGAUGACACAUUUGAGUACUAGGGUGGCCGGGACAAUGGGAUAUGUUGCUCCUGAGUAUGCCUUGUAUGGGCAAUUGACAGAAAGGAGUGAUGUGUACAGCUUUGGUGUUGUGCUUCUUGAGCUUUUGAGUGGUAGGAAGGCGCUGGUGUUGAACGAAGAUAAUCAACCAUCUCUUGUUACAGACUGGGCAUGGUCUCUGGUGAGGACAGGGAAUGCUCUAGAUGUUGUAGAUAAUGGUAUGCCAGAGCUGGGAACACCAGAAAUUCUGGAGAAGUAUGUAUUGAUUGCUAUUCUUUGUUCUCAUCCACAGUUAUAUGCAAGGCCAACAAUGGAUCAAGUUGUGAAAAUGUUGGAAACAGAGUUGUCUAUCCCUUCAAUCCCAGAACGACCGAUAUCUAUUGUAGCUGACAUGGAUGAGAUUGAGAGGUCUGUGAGCAGUAGUGGCUCAGCUAUGCUCUUUAGUUUUGCUGACUUCAAACCAUUUGUGGAAACUGAUCGCUCUGCUGGUGACAAGGAAGAAGGGGAAAAUUAUGAUUCCAGAAAUGUAGAAUUGUUAUGAAGUAAAUGUUUUGACCAGAGUUCAUUUGAACUCAACAAUGGUGUCUCCACUGAUUGAUAUGCUAACACAGAAGCAUUUGUUGGUUUAUUUUUCCAUGGUUCCUGAAUUUUGAAUCAAGUUCCACAUUGUAAAGAUGAUUUCUAUGUAUAAUUUAUUGAUUCUUUUGUUUCUA
This is a messenger RNA of Mangifera indica (mango), 2274 nucleotides long. RefSeq names its product probable LRR receptor-like serine/threonine-protein kinase RKF3. The transcript has a single exon. Gene Ontology annotation, biological process: protein phosphorylation. NCBI's taxonomy places the organism in Eukaryota, Viridiplantae, Streptophyta, Magnoliopsida, Sapindales, Anacardiaceae. Gene Ontology annotation, molecular function: protein kinase activity; ATP binding. Bases 177 to 2102 code for a protein of 641 amino acids. The record is from RefSeq and is a predicted model, not a curated record.